This is a messenger RNA of Saccostrea cuccullata (small rock oyster), 3101 nucleotides long. RefSeq lists its product as uncharacterized. The transcript is spliced from 15 exons. The record is from RefSeq and is a predicted model, not a curated record. The coding region runs from base 189 to 2276 and encodes 695 amino acids. NCBI's taxonomy places the organism in Eukaryota, Metazoa, Mollusca, Bivalvia, Ostreida, Ostreidae.
UCAGUUCCUGGCGAACUUUUCUAGUUUACUGACAAUUUUCGACAUUUACUGAUAUUUUGAAUAAAGCUGUUAGUGUAACUAAUCUGCAGGAUCCUGGUCGUCGUCGAAUCCCUCGUAUGACUGAUGUCUUAGGUCUUAGAAGAUGGCAAAACCAAUAAAAAAUUCUUGAACAUGGAUGCAAAUCAGCAAUGGGUGGUGCUUUUACGAAAUGCGUAAAUAAAUCUGAAUAUUCUAAGGAAAAGGAAGAUUUGGAGAAUUCUGGUUAUGUCCUAAGACGACGACUAAAGAAAAAAGAAGAAGCAAUUGCACACUUUUCAUCUGUUUGUGAAGCAACGGAAUAUAUAAAUCCUACUACAGACGAGACAACGAUCAGAGUAUGGCGUUCAGAUUCGUCGAAAGUCAAUUUCAUUUCAGAACAUAGCAGUGUUAAUGAGUCUAAAAUUCUGUAUCAUUCACAAAUACAUCGCUCGGUUACAGAAUGGGAUAUGUUCAUUGACAUUAAAAGUGAAAAGGAGGAAAAAGAUUUUUCAAGACCGAAAAGCUGCCCAACUUAUUCAUCUGAUAUACAUGUGAGCAAAGGAGCAUAUAGAUCUUUUACUAAAAGUGACGGAGCAACACAAAAUGUUGACAUUAAGAAUCUAAAACAACAAGCGCAGAAAUCAGAAAUGACUGACACAUCAACGACAGAAAGCAAAUUCAAAGAAGGGCAGUUUAGAGCCUUGGCACACUUAGAUAUUUUACCACGAUAUAAGUAUCAUCGGUUCUUAUUGGACUGGUUCAGCACUGGUCUUAAAGCAAUUCAAAAUUUCCCGAUACUGAAAUUCAAAGAAUGUCCAAUCAUUGUCGGAGGAGAAAUCAAUGAAGAAAAUCUGUCAUUUCUGAUUGAUAAAAACAUUCAAAGCAGUGAAAUUCCACUUACUGAGGUGGAGAAAGAUUCAUUAGUAGGGGUUGAUAUUUUGGUGGUGUAUUUUUUGAACAAUGAGACAGAGAAUAUAUUUCACCACUUUACGAAUUUUGCCAAAACCUUUUCCUUUCAAGGGGGUACCCUUUUAUUUGUUAUGGAAUGUGACGACCAAGUUGAUGAAAGUUUGAGAUUAACUUUAUUACAAUCAUUUUCAACUGCGAGAAUGAAUGUUGAUUUUGUUGCAAAACGCCGUUGUGAAGUCAUAACAAAAAUGACGUGCAUAUUGGAAAAAAGAAUUCUUGAUGCAUUGGAGGAAGCACAAAGAAAUCUAUAUGAACUACCCCUGACGGAAAACGUUGAUACAAGCUUAUGGGAAGUACGGUCAAUAAUCAGGCGACUUAAGCAAGCAGCCUGCUACCCUCAACUCCUCCAAGAAAUUGACCAUUUUUAUAAAAGGGGAACAGUAGAUGAUAUGCUUCAAAGCUUUGGAGACGGAAUUCUUUGGCAUGGAUAUGACGGGGACACGUUACAUAUCAUUACAAAUGAUACGAGUGUUCAAGAGAAGAUUGAAAUUGCUCUUUCUAAGCCAGAAUUUGAACAUAUAAAGCAUUCUAUAAAAAUACAAGACAAACUUUCAGUACAACUUCUAGCCAAAAUUGGAGAACCAUUACAUGGAGCAAAGUUUGUCUACGUGAACAAUGGCUUAAAUGCUUUUCAUCAAGAUAAAAAGUUUGCAACGACAGGAAGUCUUUUGACUGCAAAUGAUUCUCUACUGGUAGUUGUAACAUCUCGGCAUGCAUUUAGCAAUCAAGAAAAUAUCUACGUUCUUAUCGAUGAAUCGGUAGUUAGACUUGGACAAAUGACCAUAAAUUCUCAACAUACAAACGAACGUUUAUGUGAAGAUAUAACGCUCGUUGAAUUAAACCCCGAUGUAGUUCCCAUUGUAAAUGAGCGAUGUGAAAAGCUUCUCAUCGACGCUACUGACCUCCCUACACCAGGAAGAAUUUCUCCAAGAGAACUUAAAGUUGGUGAUAUAGUUCACAAGAGAGGAGCCAAAACUGGACUUACCACAGGAAUCGUGAAGUCUGUUCAAAUCAGCAAACUUGGCGGUUAUCAAGUUGAAAGUCCUGUAAUUCAAAUCUGUGGAAGGGGGUCAGAACCAUUUGCAGGGGAGGGUGACUCUGGAUCGCUAGUUUUCCAGCAUUCUCUGACUCCAGAUGAAAAUAUUUUAGACGUUUUAGCUAUGGUACAAAGUAAACUAAAUGUCCCGAUUCCUAAUGCACCAGUUGUUUGUUUUCCGUUCACAAAAGGCUGUGAAACACUUUAUAGAACUGUACCAAUGUUACAAUCCCUGCAGUUUAUCAACGUCUGAAGAUUUGGUUUGAAUAUGAUCUUAUCAGCAUUUUCUGUACCUUAAAUAUUUCAUUAAUCUGCCCAUCUUAGAGGAUGAUCCAGACAUGAAAAAAAUAUAAGGAACUUCACAGAUCAUUAAGAGUAAGCCACAAAGUCCUUCUCUUUAAUCAAUCCUUACCAAAACAUCCUUUUCAAGUAACAACAACGAACCAGCAAUCAUUAACAAGCCCAGGUGCAGUACAUGUACAUACCUGACAGAGGAAUCUAAAUUUCAAUUCAAAACCGGAAGCGAAUUUUACAAUUCAAACCUCAAUGUCAUGCACCAGCUCUAAUCUUAUUUAUGUGAUAACAUGUGCCGGUUGUGGUGAAAAAUAUAUCGACCAGACAGGAGAUACCCUGAGACAUAAAAUGACCGUACACCGACAACAAAUUAGAUCACCGUAAACGAACACAUUCGAAACUGUACCAAAAAUAACCCCUUCCCCAAUUUUACUGUUUUUCCUUUCUACAAAUUCCGAAAGGAUACUAAAGAAAACCAUUUUAUAAACAGACAUAAACCUGUUUUAAAUGCAACACAAUUAUAUUUCGUUUAAGAAAUAUACUAACCUAACCCUAACCCUAAAACCCGCAUUAUAUAACUGUACUAUUUAUAUAGAAAAACUAAUUUCCUGUAUUAAUUAAAUUACUUACAUUUUAUCAAGACGUCGUAAUGAACUUUGCUAAAGCGCGACUAAGUUUUAGCGCUUUUUGACGUCACAGUAAGAAUGUUGAUUUUGUAUAUAUGUGUUACUAAGCUUUGUAUUGUCAAACUCUUGAAGAUUGAAAAUGAAACCGGUAGAGUUUA